Molecule: messenger RNA, 1708 nt
Organism: Daldinia decipiens
Lineage: Eukaryota; Fungi; Ascomycota; Sordariomycetes; Xylariales; Hypoxylaceae
Product: glycoside hydrolase family 16 protein
Exons: 2
Coding region: 141-1139 (332 amino acids)
Biological process (GO): carbohydrate metabolic process
Molecular function (GO): hydrolase activity, hydrolyzing O-glycosyl compounds
Source: RefSeq, a predicted model, not a curated record
CUCAAAAUGGUUGCUCUGAGUAUAUAUCGAUAAUUUCGAACAUUCCUCUCAACAACCCUAGGUUAGGCAUUCUGUUGCCCCUUAAUUAGUAAUUCCAUACAUAUUUCUCCUCGAGGCAGCACGCAAGAUCCCAAACAACCAUGAUUGCCUCUCAGACUUCCCUCUGGGCAGCCGUCCUAACGAUAUUAUCGUCCCUAACCCCUCAAGCAGCAGCCGCCGCCGCCGCAGCCCCCAACUGCCACUGCUACCUCACCAACGGCUCGUCCCCCAAGUACUUCGCCAACCAAAAGUUCUUCGACUUCCGCAACAUAGCGAACCCGCGAGUCCCGCCGCCCAUCAACAACCGGGACGGCUCUACCAACGCCCCGGUCACCAACGCCUACUUCAACAGCACCAACUUCACCAACACGUGGUCGAUACAGAACUGGAUCGACUCGGGCACCAUCUAUAACACCUACUCCAAGAACGACGUCUACAUCGAGAGCAACACAGACGCCAACCCAGCCUCCCGCACCUACCUCACCCUGCGCACGUACCGCCACCCGGCCGGCAACUUCCAGUCCUCGGCCGAGAUCCAGUCCAUCUCGCCCAACUACAAGUACCUGUCGAUGCGCAUGUACUCGCGGACGCGCGGCGCCGCCGGCGGCGUCACAGCCAUGUUCACGUACCGGGACUCGGCCAACGAGGCCAACGUGCAGGAAGCCGACAUCGAGAUGCUGACCUCGGACGCGACCAACCAGGUGCACUACACGAACCAGCCGUCCACGGUCGACGGCGUCAUGCGGCCCAACGCCACGCACCAGGUCACGAUCCCCGGCGCGUGGACCUCGUGGCGCACGCACCGCUACGACUGGACCCCCGGCACCAGCACCUGGUACGUCGACGGCAAGCUCGUCAACACCAACCAGUUCCAAGCGCCCGUCGACCCCGCCACCAUCCUCUUCAACGCCUGGUCUGACGGCAGCGGCUGGAGCGGCUCCAUGGCUUCUGGGCAGAGCGCUCAGUUGCAAAUCCAGUGGAUCGAAAUCAUAUAUAAUAAUACUGCCGAGCCCUCGCGGUACUCCCAUUGCGCCAACGUGUGCAGCUUCGAUCGCGGCACGCUGCCGGGUGUGCCGUUGGUCAUCAGCUCUGGUCCGUAGAGCCGCCUGAUUGAAAUCCAUCACCUUCUCCUUCCUCUUCUCCUUGUUUUCUUCAGUUCGAACCUAGAGGCGCAUAUCAGCGAUUUAUAUUAGAUCAUGUAAGACAAUAACCGGGAAUUCGGAUAGUGUAAUUGUUAGAACCCAACCCCUUCUUGUAUAUAGUUUAGCAGCAGAUGUUUUUGAUUAAAACUGCGCCAAGUACAUAUUUCGAUGUUAAAAACACAUUUACAAUAAGCUUGAUAUAUACUGUUUGCGACUUAAAUAAACUAUAAUGUCAGCAUAUAAAAAUCCUCGAAAGGGGCUGUAGUGGUGAGAGGUUAACCUAGAAAACUUCGAAUAACAUUUUAAUAAUGCAACACUUGUCUGUCACUAGGAGAUAUAUGCCGCACGAUCACAUCUUUACCAAAAGAUCUCUCUAUGUGACCGAAAAUGCAUAUAUCACAGGGAUCACACAGUAUCUCGGCCAGUACGGAUAUGAAGUCAACAAGUCCAAUUGAUUGCUCACUGCUACAUAACAGUCUUCCCAAAACCAUCCGUCCGUGAUCCAUUCAUUCAUUCAUUCAUUCAUC